CCCAAAUCCAAUGGAAAUAAGAACCAAAAAUUCCAAAAAAGUAUUGUACACUAAAACAAGAAGGCUUUCAGAAAGAGAUAGAGAAAAUCACUUUGAGAGAGAGAAAAAGCUUAGGCCCUCAAAAAUGUCAGAAGAGCAAAUCAAAGUUUAGAGAAACACAAUUGGAAGUGGAAGAACAUUUUUGCUUUUUCUUGCUUUGGAUUUGGAUAAUCCAUAUUCCAAUUUUUUUUCCCAGAUGAAUCCGAGCAAAAUUGAAGAAGAUCUCUUCCAUCACCACCGUCUACACGACGAUCUCGACCCACUUACGACCCAGAUCAUUGAAUCUCAGCCGUCCAUUCCCAAUUCACACCAUGCCGAACCACCGUUCUCUUUGCCGGAAAUCGUGCUCUUCCGGUCGCCGUCUCCGUCGUCACCAAGUCACUCGUCUUCUGACGAUUCACCGACUCACUCCACUCGGUUGAGUCAACUCGUUCAGAACCCUACAUCGACUUCGCAAAAUCUCCAUGAACCACCUCUCUAUAUCUCGCCGGAGCCUCACAUAUCUGCUCAGUUUUACACCUUUAAUCCCGAGUCGCACUCGUUGAUGAUUCGUUGCAUUCUUGAGAACCGCCUUGCGACGCCGAGUGAGAUACGCGCCGCCACAUCACGGUCCGUUCUCAAGUCAUGGAGAACCGUGUGGAAGGACCGGAACGAGGAUACUGCGUAUCUGACGGCGUGGAAGAGAAUUCAGGAUAAGCUCACAGCGACGGUCGACGAAAACGGUAACGAAUUUCUCUGUUUCAAGAACAAUACUCAGCAAUUCGUUUCGCAUAUUAGUCAAUGGCAGGACAUUGUUACGAGUUUUCAUGGAGAUACGGAUUUGAAACAUUUAGGGUUGAAGGAAACUAUAGAGAGAAUUAAGCAGGUUUGGACUGUAGGCGCUAAAUUUUAUGGGAUUCCUGAGAGUUACAUUAGGGUUUGUGUUGCUGCUUGUCCUGUUUGUAAUUCAGCGUCCUCGGCAUCAGGGUCGAGGAGCAAACGACGGAGGUUUGAGUAUACGGACACUCUUGAGGUGCCUGCUAAGGAAGUGCCCCACAAGCUUCAGCAAUUGGCUGCUAAACAUAAGGUGGUGCUUUGUAUCAGGCAGAAGUAUAUUAGGUAUAAGCCUUUCAUGGCGGAGGUUAAGGAUUAUGCUUGUCAUAGGGCAGGGGAACCUGCUACAAAGAAAUCGAAGAUUUUGAAAAGGGAGCCAUAUGCGUCAAAGAGAUGUGGGUGUGGAUUUCGUAUCCGGGCUAUUGUACCAAUUACAAAUUACAACGAGAAGGAUAAGACAUUUGUGUAUCAGGAUGAGGGUGUGGCUGUAUUUAAGUUGUAUGCUGUGCAUUCAGGGCAUGAACCUGGGCCACUGGAUGGAAAUGCGAGAAUUAUGCAUCGUGUGAUCGGACACAAAGGUGGCCUGUUAAUGGAUCACGAGACAGUGUAUGGGGUGAAUGAUGAAAUGGAAAAUGAAGAAUUUCGACUGAUGGGGAAGGAUGAAGGAGAUUUGCAGCUUUCAAUCUUGCAGCAGUUGCAUGAGGUGAGAAAUGAGCUUGACCUGUUAGAGGGGAAACUUGCGAAGGUUCCACAUGAGCUAUUGGGUUCAGUGUCUCGUGAUUUGUUCGAUGUUUUAAGUAGACUUAGGAGUACAAGGGAGGAGAAAUUGGACCCAAUUGAGCUGCUUGCAGAUAAGCAUCAUUCAGAUGAUGUUUUAGAUGGGGAUAAUGAUUUGGCUCAUUGGAGCAAUCAUCAUCAUGAACGUUUAUAUGGGGAUGCCAAAGACAGUGAAUUGAUUGAGGAUGAUGUAGACAGUUUUGGUCAUUCCCUUCGAGAUGUUGUUCCUUGGGAGGACCAUAUGAGGGCAGACUGUAGAAAUCAGAAAGAACUGACGAGGGAGCCUUGCAAACCCGAAAGAUGGUUUAAAUGCACUGACUUUAAUGAUAAAAGCCUUCUUGGCUGUGAGGAUACAAAACUAAUUAAGCCCAUGAGACAUGAUGAGAGCAUGGUGGCAGAUGUAGGUCUUGUCGGCAUACAUGUUGACGGAUUCUACCCAGAGAACCCUAAAUGGUAUGACUCUCCUUGUGAUCUAGACUCUAAUGCAGACUGUGGAGAUACUGGAUUCAAGCACGGGGAGAUUGUAUAAGCUCUCGAAGGGCCACGUGAUCUUCUGUAGUAUAGUCUCAAGCUUCCAAUUCUCUCACUUGCACAUCCCCAGUACUGGAAUCAGGAUGGGGGGCUGUAAAUUAUGUAUACAGGAGAUUGAAGCCUCAAGUGAGCAAUUUGGCAUCCUUGUUCAAUGUAUUUUUUGUAAAGUUUGGCUAACUGACUACUCUAUACAGACUCUACUCAACAGUAUUCGUUACCGUGGUCUGGGCCUUCAAUUUUUUUUGAUACCACUGACCAUUCCUAUCCAAUCUUGUUCCAUUACUUAUUCAGAUACAUGGAGAUUUUUGUUCUCUUUCUUUUCUCUUUUAGCUCUUCUAUAUAUGGUUUGCGUCA
Messenger RNA from Cucumis melo (muskmelon), 2514 nucleotides. RefSeq lists its product as uncharacterized. The record is from RefSeq and is a predicted model, not a curated record. Lineage: Eukaryota; Viridiplantae; Streptophyta; Magnoliopsida; Cucurbitales; Cucurbitaceae. The transcript has a single exon. The coding region runs from base 236 to 2158 and encodes 640 amino acids.